GGUUAUGGGGCUCGUAUGCAAUGCGGAGCUUGGGGGGUCUGCGGGGGUGCAUGACGGUGUGGAGGGCUCUGGGGGGUGUCAGGCUGUGGGGUGUGUGAGGCCAGAGCCCCAAGGGACCCAUGUGCCCAGGGGGGUGACGCCCAACAUCUGUGCCGCUUGUGGGAGAUGUGUGUGCUGCUGGCUGGGCUCCAGAGAGGGUCUUCUGGGGGUGGGGACAGAGUCCUGCAGGCUGGGGAAGUCGGGGUGUGGGUGCUGUGUCUGCUGCCCCCCGCUCACUCCAUCCAGCCCCUCCCAAGGUAAGCCAGUGCGGGAUGCCUGCGUGCUGUGCCCGAGGGGCUGUGGGGAGGGCCAAGGGGUGUGCACAGUGCCUGGCACCCUCCCAGCCACCUGUGUGCCCUUGGGCCUCUGGGGCACUGUCCCCAAAGCCUUUGGCCAGAGCCAGGGUGGGGAUGGGACUGAGAGAGCCAGCAGUCACCUCUGGGCUUGGGGGAUGGCUGUGCCUAACAGGGAGUGCCAGGGACAGCAGCAGCAUCCAGAGUGAUUCGUGUCAGGCACAGCGGCCCCGGCAGGUGCAGCUGGGUGCUGUCAGGGACAGGGCAAGGACUCCCUGAGGACACCACUCACUCAUCCUGGUUUGCCCUUUGCCCCAGCUGUGGCUCCUGGCAACACCUGCCCAUAUCUCCCUAUGGAGAGAUUGAUUAGAUCCUGAGAACAGGACUUCCUAUUUUUUCCCAGAGUGUGACAGGAUGUGUCAUCCCCACCCUGGGUGGGGACCUCACCUGUGCCCACUGGGGCUGGGCUCACAAGGACGGAGUUUGACCCCGCUGCCUCCAGGUACCUGACCCUGGACUUUGAGAGGGCUGUGGGCAGAGGAGUCCCUCCCAAGUGUCCCUCCCCACAUUCCCCCACCGCUGCCAGGCCCCUGUGCUGCACCACGCUGCCCUGCUUUCCCUGGGUGGGGCAGCCUGUGAGCUGUGCCCCCCGCACGCCGGGGCGGCCUGGACCCUCUGGCAGUGUCACUCGAGGGUGAAUGGGGUGACACUGAGUCUGCAUCUGAGCUUGGCUGAUGGGGACACACGCUGGGCCCCGCAGCAUGGUGGGGAUGUGGCUGCUGGCUGCGACCACCCGCUCUGUCCCUCCCUGUGCAGGGCCAGGCCAGCGCUGGGGCAGGACGCCGGGGUCAGGCACACAGCCCGCUCACGCUCCCCGAUGGUGCCACCCCCCACUGCCAGCUCUGCCCCUGCAGCAGCGGCGCCGGGCGUUGCUGCUCCCGCCAGCCUGGGGGGCGGGCGGGUGGAAAGCUCAUCCCAGGGUCUGUCGCCGCCCUGAACCCCAUGCCCAUUUAAUCCUUCACCCAUUAACUUGGGCUAAUAAACCUCGUGGGAGCGAGAGGCUAAAAGCCGUGCUUGCAUCAGCGCCGUCUCUGCCAGUGCCGCUCCUGCUGCCCGCCAUGGCAGGCGGCUUCUUCAUCAGCAAGACCGUGGGCAUCGUGGCCAUCGUGCUGGGCCUGGGGGCUGUGGCCACCAUCAUUGCACUCUCGGUGGUGUACGCCCAGGAAAAGAACAAGGGGACAUCAGAUGUGGGCAGCAGCACCACGGCCAGCCCCAACAUCACCACCACCACCACCCCUGCCCCCAACAACCCCUGGAACCGGUGGAGGUUGCCGGCCUCGCUGAAGCCAGAGUUCUACGAGGUGUCCCUGCAGCCCUUCCUGAAGCCCGAUGCCAACAACAUGUACAUCUUCAAGGGCAACAGCAGCGUGGUCUUCUUGUGUGAGGAAGCCACCAACCUCAUCCUCAUCCACAGCAAGAAACUGAACUACACCAUGCAGGGCUCCUUCCAUGCCACCUUGCAGGCAGAGGGUGGUGGCAGUGCCCCUGCCAUCUCCAGCACCUGGCUGGAGGAUACCACCCAGUACCUGGUGGUGCAGCUGGCUGCUCCCCUGCAGCAGGGCCAGCGGUACCGGCUGUUCAGCAGCUUCACCGGGGAGCUGGCCGAUGACCUGGCUGGCUUCUAUCGCAGCGAAUACACGGACGAGUCGAACACCAAGCAGGUGGUGGCCACCACUCAGAUGCAGGCGGCUGAUGCACGCAAAGCUUUCCCCUGCUUCGACGAGCCGGCCAUGAAAGCCAACUUCACAGUGACACUGAUCCACCCCUCCGGCUACGGGGCCAUUUCCAACAUGCCUGCCAAAAACACCAGGGACCAGGAGAUUGAUGGAGAAAUCUGGCAUGUCACUGAGUUUUACACCACUCCCCGGAUGUCCACGUACCUUCUGGCCUUCAUUGUCAGCCAGUUCACCAAUGUGGAGAGAAACUCGAAUGGAACACUGAUUCGCAUCUGGGGCCGCCCCAAAGCCAUCGCUGAGGGCCAGGGCGACUACGCACUCAAUGUCACUGGCCCCAUCCUCAGCUUCUUUGAGAAGCAUUACAACACGUCCUACCCGCUCCCGAAGUCUGACCAGGUUGGCCUCCCCGAUUUCAAUGCGGGCGCGAUGGAGAACUGGGGGCUGGUGACCUACCGGGAGAACUCGCUGCUCUUUGAUGCUAGCUACUCGUCCAUCGGCAACAAGGAGCGGGUGGUGACCGUCAUCGCCCACGAGCUGGCACACCAGUGGUUUGGGAAUUUGGUGACGCUGCGGUGGUGGAACGACCUGUGGCUGAACGAGGGCUUCGCCUCGUACGUGGAGUACCUGGGUGCCGACUCUGCUGAGCCCACCUGGAACAUUAAAGACCUGAUGGUGCUGAACGAGCUGCAUGCGGUGAUGGCCACAGACGCCCUGGCCAGCUCCCACCCGCUCUCCUUCCGUGAGGAUGAGAUCAACACCCCAGCCCAGAUCAGUGAAGUCUUCGACACCAUUGCCUACAGCAAGGGAGCAUCGGUGCUGCGGAUGCUCUCGAGCUUCCUUAGUGAGGACAUCUUCAAGGAGGGGCUGCAGUCCUACCUCCACACCUUCUCCUACAGCAACACCAUCUACGCUGACCUCUGGGUCCAUCUGCAACAGGCAGUGGACAAGAACAGCGUCAAACUGCCUGAAAGUAUCAGCAACAUCAUGGACCGCUGGACGCUGCAGAUGGGCUUCCCUGUGGUCACUGUUGACACUCGCAGUGGCACCGUCAGCCAGGCCCAUUUUCUGCUGGACUCCACAUCUUCUGUGGACAGACCCUCUGUUUUCAACUACACCUGGAUUGUCCCCAUCACCUGGAUGACAGGCAGUGGCCAGGGGAGCAACACCUACUGGCUGACCAAAGUCACAGACACCUACACCGACUUCAGGGUCAACACCCCCAACUGGCUCCUGCUGAACCUCAAUGUCACCGGGUACUUCCGUGUCAAUUACAACCAGGAGAACUGGGAUCAGCUCCUCAAGCAGCUUGACACUAACCACAUGGUCUUCCCUGUGAUCAACCGUGCCCAGAUCAUUGAUGACGCCUUUAACCUGGCCAGGGCCAAGUACAUCAGUGUGACCUUGGCUCUGAACACGACACGGUUCCUGAGCCAGGAGACGGAGUACAUGCCCUGGCAGGCAGCACUCUCCAACCUCAAGUACUUCCAGCAGAUGUUUGACCGCAGCGAGGUCUUUGGGGCCAUGUCGAAAUACAUAAAGAAGCAGGUGACCCCUCUCUUUGAGUACUACCAGAAGAUCACCAAUAACUGGGAAAAUAUCCCCAGUAACUACCCACUGAUGGUCCAGUACAACGAGGCCAAUGCCAUCAGCACCGCCUGCUCCUUCGGUGUCACUGCUUGCCAGAAUUUGGCCAUCAACUACUUGCGCCGGUGGCAGAAUAGCACCACCAACCCGGUCCCCCCGAACCUGCGCUCAGCCAUCUACUGCAGCAUGGUGGCCACGGGCGGGGAGGAUGCCUGGGAUUUCCUCUGGGAGAAGUUCAAGGAGGCCCACGUGGUGUCUGAGGCUGACAAGCUCCGCACAGCCCUCUCCUGCAGCCCGCACCCCUGGAUCCUCAACCGGUACCUGCAGUACACGCUCGACCCUACAAAGAUCCGGAAGCAGGAUGCCACCUCCACCAUCAACAGCAUUGCCAGCAACGUCGUGGGGCAGCCCCUGGCCUGGGACUUCAUCCGUGGCAACUGGAGAACGCUCUUCACCCAGUACGGGGGCGGCUCCUUCUCCUUCUCCCGCCUGAUUUUAGCUGUGACCCAGCGCUUCUCCUCAGAGUUUGAGCUGCAACAGCUGGAGCAGUUCAAGAAGGACAACCAGGACAUCGGGUUUGGGUCGGGGACGCGGGCGCUGGAGCAGGCGCUGGAGCAGACCCGCGCUAACAUCAAGUGGGUGGAGGAGAACCGGGCCGCGGUGCUGACCUGGUUUGAGAGCGAGAGCAAGAGCGGAUAACGGGCGCCUGCGCUUCCCCGGCCACCGGGACGGACCCUCGGCAGACCCCCUCCCUCCAUCCCCCCGCCCUGCCACGGAGGGGCUGACGCCUGCAUGAUGGGCACUGCGGACUCGGGGGGCUUGGCAGGGGGAGUCGGGCUGGUGCGCUCUGGGCUGUAAAUAAAUACCUGGUUUCCAGAGCCA
Molecule: messenger RNA, 4534 nt
Organism: Pyrgilauda ruficollis (rufous-necked snowfinch)
Lineage: Eukaryota; Metazoa; Chordata; Aves; Passeriformes; Passeridae
Gene: ANPEP
Product: alanyl aminopeptidase, membrane
Exons: 20
Coding region: 1067-4351 (1094 amino acids)
Biological process (GO): peptide catabolic process; proteolysis
Cellular component (GO): cytoplasm
Molecular function (GO): metalloaminopeptidase activity; peptide binding; zinc ion binding
Source: RefSeq, a predicted model, not a curated record